Molecule: messenger RNA, 3836 nt
Organism: Aphis gossypii (cotton aphid)
Lineage: Eukaryota; Metazoa; Arthropoda; Insecta; Hemiptera; Aphididae
Product: ATP-dependent RNA helicase A protein-like
Exons: 22
Coding region: 220-3579 (1119 amino acids)
Biological process (GO): positive regulation of transcription by RNA polymerase II; regulation of mRNA processing
Cellular component (GO): ribonucleoprotein complex; intracellular anatomical structure; nucleolus
Molecular function (GO): ATP binding; 3'-5' DNA helicase activity; RNA binding
Source: RefSeq, a predicted model, not a curated record
GUUGUGCGAUCGAUUUGUAUUGAUUUCAUCAAACUACGCUAUUCGUGGAUCAAAAUAUAUACGUUAAUAUUUGUGAGAUAUUAUCAUUGUAAAAAUAUAUUAUAUUAUUAGGUUCGUCGUUUUAUAUUGUGAAUUGUUGAUGUGUUUAUUUCGGUAUCGUUCAUUGGUUCCAUAGGCCAUAGCAGUUACCGAAUACCUUCGGAUUGCACCUACAAUAUAAUGGACUUGCAAGCUGCCAUGGCCAAACUUUCCAUAGAAAGUCCUACUACGGCUGUUCAUUAUUCUCACUAUUCAGCCAAGUUGUAUGAAAUCUUUAUGAAAUGGUGUUCAAAAAACAACUUGAAACCACAGUACAAAAUAACCGGUAGUAAACAAGAUCAUAAUGUAAAAUUUGAAAUAAGGGUACCAAAUUAUACCUACAUAGGUGUUGGAAAUGCAGAAACUGAAGAAAUAGCUCGAAAAAAAGCAUUAGAAGAUAUCAUAUCAUACUUAGCACGUCAAAAUAGAACUCCAGCUAUUCAAAAGAAUAAAAAUAAAAUAAAGAAUGAUGACUCUAAAAUAGAUUCAACUAAAAUAAAAAAACUCGAUAGUUUGGAACCAACUGUUGGUAAUUGGACUGCUGAUACUGCUUUUGAGAAAUUAAAGGAAUUUGUUGAAUCUAACAAUAAAGAAAAUUUUAAGAUAAAUAUUGAAACUAUUAGAAAGGAUUUUGUUGUUCGUAUGUCAAUAUUUAUUGAAAAACUAAAUAAAACCAUUUCUACCUGUGAAACUGGAAAUCCAAAGAAAAAAGUUAUUCAAAAAUGCGAAGUUAAUUUAGUCAAUAAACUAUGUACAUUAGGGCUCAUUGAACGUUACUCAAGUGAUCGAGUGAAAAAAGAAAAAUUAAAUUAUAUUAAUAAUUCGUUCAAUGUUGUCAAUGUUAAUGAAAAACUAGUGAAGGAUAUAUAUAGUUUAUUAGAAGAUCUUAAUAUUAAACCAAUGAUUCAUAAAGACCAGGAUUAUGGUGAAAUUUUAAAUAGAACACCAUUGCUUCUUGACACAGUUAUUAAACCACUUGAAUCAUUAAAUCAAUUUAAUGCUUCUAAAGUGAUACAAUGGGCCCCUCCUUCGUCUAAUUGGAAUCCUUGGCUAGCUGUCAGGAUUAGUAACCCUAAAUCUUUACCUGAGAUAAGUUAUAAUAUGAAGAAAGAAUUAGAUGAAAAAAAACAAUUUUCAUUUAAUUUUCAAAAAAGGAUAAAACAACGAUCUAAUUUACCAAUAUUUAAUAAAAAGGAUGCUAUUUUGGAUAUAAUUAAAAACAAUUCUGUUGUUAUUAUACAUGGUGGCACUGGUUGUGGAAAAACCACUCAGGUUUGUCAAUUCAUACUUGAAGAGUUUAUUCAUACAAAUAAAGGAGCGUUUUGUAAUAUUGUCUGCACUCAACCUAAAAAGGUAUCAGCAAUAUCUAUUGCAAACCGAGUGAGUUUUGAAAGAGCUGAAGCUAUUGGGAAAAGUGUUGGAUAUAUAGUUAGAUUUGAUAGUACAGUACCACAGUCUUUUGGAGCAAUUCUAUUCUGUACAAUUGAAAUUUUGAUACGGAAAUUAAAGUUUGGUUUAUUUGGUAUAACACAUAUUAUUGUGGAUGAGAUACAUGAACGGCGUGCUAGCUGUGAACUUUUAUUGAUUAUUCUGAAGGACGUGGUGCAAAAGUAUCCAGAUCUUAAAGUUAUUCUCAUGUCUGCAAAUGCUAAUUUAAAUAUAUUCAGUAAAUAUUUCAACAAUUGUCCAGUUAUUGAUGUCGAGGGAAAUUGCUAUCCUGUAAAAGAUUUUUUCUUAGAAGAUAUUGUUCAAAUGGUAAACUAUAAACCAUCCUUAGCAGAAAUAAGAAGCGUUAAAAAAAAAAAAAAUAUAGACAACUCUGAUAAUUGUAAUUUAGUAGUUCCUGAUAAUUAUCCUAAAGAAGUUAGAGAAGUAGUUGCAAUGAUCAAUGAGGAUAAUCAACAUUUUAAAAUUGUUGAAUUACUGUUGAUACAUAUUGAAAAUAACUUAAAAACAGAAGGCGCUGUCUUAAUAUUUUUACCUGGAUGGGGCUGGAUUUCAGAACUCAAUAAUCAUUUACAACAAAACGAAAUAAUUGCUGAAAACUGUUCCAUUUUGCUUCUUCAUUCAUCAUUAUCUCAUGCACAACAACAUAAAGUAUUUAAACCUGUUCCACCUGGAAAGCGCAAAGUUAUUUUGUCUACAAAUAUUGCUGAAACAUCAAUUACUAUUGAUGAUGUUGUGUUUGUUAUUGAUUAUGGAAAAUCGAAGAUAGUUAGAUGUAUUAAUAAUGUAACUAGAUUUGACACAGUUUGGGUAUCGAAAGGAAAUGUGGUACAAAGAAGAGGACGUGCUGGUCGAGUUCAAGAGGGUUUCUGUUUUAAUUUAUACACAAAAGAACGUUACAACAAAAUGGAUGAUAAUAUAUUACCAGAACUAAGCUAUUGUUCAUUGAGUAAAAUUGGAUUAACUAUCAAAUUGUUAAAUUUGGGAGAUAUUUAUACAUUUUUAAAAAAAGCUAUUGAACCACCACCUGAUAAAUCUCUGUAUCGUGUUAAUGAUAUGCUAAAUGAAAUGAAAUGUCUUGAUGAGAAUGGAAACCUCACAGCUCUUGGGUAUAUUUUAGCAGAGUUGCCUGUAGAACCAGAGCUUGGGCGAAUGAUGAUUUUGGGUAAUAUACUAUUGCUCGGUGAAUCAUUGAGUGUAAUAGUUGCUCAAUCUUCAACUAAUUAUGAUUUAUUCUUGGGCCAAAACGCUGCAAAGCAUUAUUAUUCUGGCAAUCGUUGUUCAGAUCAGUUAACUUUUUUAAAUGCAUUUAUGCAGAGUGAAUCAACAUAUUAUGGUUAUUCUGCUGAUGACAAUGAUGAUUUUGUGGAAAACGAGUUAUCUACUACUGCAUUAAAAUCAACAUACAAAAUAAAAGAACAAAUAAUAAAUAAGUUUCUGAGGUUUGGUUUUCCUAAACGUUGUUUUAAAACGAAACAUUUUGAUUUUGGUAAGAAUGGAAUCUCUAAUGAGCCACAGUUGGAUAUAAUUUCAGCACUCCUUGUAUUGGGAUUUUAUCCUAAUAUUUUUCUUCAUAAGGAUAAGCGUAAGGUAAAUUUAAAGUCAAAGGAUUUUGCUGUUAUUUGUAAAUCUUCUGUUAAUAGUCCUGUAGAGGGAUCAAGUGAUCACUUUCAGUUACCAUAUUUUGUAUUUGAACAACAAAUAAAUAUAAUGUGUAUUAACUCAAGUAUGGUAAGUCCUAUACACAUUUUAUUGUUUGGUGCUCAGAAAGUAGAAUACAUUGAUGGAUUUAUUGUAUUGGAUGAUUGGAUAUAUCUAAAAAUGGAUGUUAAAGUUGCGUCUGCAAUUGUUGCCUUGCGGCCAGCAAUUGAAGAUUUAAUUAUAAGAACUGUUGAAGAUCCGAAAUUGAUUUUAAAACCUACUAAAACUGAUACUAAGCUAAUUAACAUUUUGAGAUAUUUAUGUGAUUUUAACGCAGGAAGACAUAAUUUACCCCCUAUAACAUUUGAUACUUGUGAGAAUAAAAACAAGAAUAAAGAGACUGAAGAAAAAUGAAACAUAUUAUUAAAACUCUUAAUAUAGGAAAUGUAUUAACCAAAACAAUUUUAAUUAUUAUUUUAUUUGUGCAACUUUUGUUGAAAAUUUAAAUACUAAUUCAUUUAUUUAAACUUUUCUAAUUAGAUAUUAUGUUAUACAUUUCAAUAUCGAUUUAAUUAUUUUUAUAAUCCUGUCUAUAUAAUAUUUACUUGUAUUGUGUGUGUAUACCUAAUAUUAUAAUAAGAUUUUUUAUUAAUUAAAAUUAAAGUUUGUUA